UCUGAGAGUCGCUGCGUCUCGAAGUCAUACGUUUUAUAAUGUCUCUUUCCACGCUGUCACCGCCAACCUCUUGUCCUUGACCAGAGAGGACAGCCACGUGGUCAGUGCCGGUACACCGACGUCCCGCCGGUCACCUGAAAGCGCAUUGGAUUCCUGUCCGUCUCCACCCGAACCAUGGAUGGAGAACCCGGAGCCUCGUCGGGUGGACCGCCCAAAAUCGGUUCCGGGAAACGGGAAGGCAGCGCGACUGAUGUAACACAUAGUUCUCAGGUGGUGGACAGAUGCGAGGAGGCUGUGGAAAGCGAGACGAGAGCCCUCCCGCCCCCCUUGGAGGAGUUCGAGUUCCCUGUCAACGCCCGACUCGAGGCCCAUCCCCUCUUCCCCCCGUGGCGCCUUCCCCUCAAGCUGGUGUCCAUCUUGUUGGUGUUCACCUUCCUGUACUCCUUCCUGCGGGAUGUCGUACAGCCCUUGGUCUCCCUGGGCAGGAUGGACUUCUACAAGAUGCCAGUUCUGGUGCUGAACAAGGCCCUGCCCUGGACCUCCAUCACCAUACUGGCUCUGGUGUACAUCCCCGGCCUGCUUGCUGCAGGAUUGCAGCUCUUCCGAGGCACAAAGUACGGCCGUUUCCCAGGCUGGCUGGAGCUCUGGCUCACCAUGAGGAAGCAGCUGGGCCUCCUGUCCUUCUUCCUGGCCUCGCUGCACGCCAUCUACAGCCUCUGUUACCCAAUGAGGCGUUCUUACAGAUACAAGCUUCUUAACUGGGCCUAUCAGCAGGUGCAGCAAAACAGGGAGGAUGCAUGGGUGGCGGAUGACGUCUGGCGGAUGGAGAUCUACAUCUCCCUGGGCGUGCUGGGCCUGGCCGCCCUGUCCGCUGUGGCCGUCUGCUCCAUCCCGUCCGUCAGCAGCUCCCUCACAUGGACUGAGUUGCAGUGCAUCCAGAGGACUCUGGGAUACGGCGCCCUGCUGCUCUGUACGGCGCACGCACUGGUGUUCGGCUGGAGGAAGUGGGCGGAGCCGGCCAGCUACGUGUGGUACACUCCGCCUUCCUUCAUCCUGGCCUCACUGCUCCCCCUGCUGGCCCUGUCGGCCAAAGCCACCCUGCUGCUUCCAUGCCUGACCCGAAGGCUGGCCAGGAUCCGCCGGGGCUGGGAGCGGCCGCGUCCCCUGGGAGGGAACAGGAGACAGGAACUCUCAGUGACAUCCUAGUAGCAGUCACCCCCUACCCCCAACCACUACCGUUGAUAGUGUCACCUUCCCUGCCCACGUGGGUGUUUUGGACAGCAACACUCAUUAGAAUGCUGUUCAGUCCGUCUUUAAAUUAUUUAUGUAUUUAUUUCUCAUGAUCAGAUGUGUCCUCAGAUUGAUGGAAGACCCUCGUCGCUGCUGCACACUGUCAGCCCCCCCAGUCUCCUAUAGCAUGACACAGCGGGUUUGUCAGUCCAGCCUGUCCACAGAGUGUCUCGAUGGAUGUGGGUGAAGGUCAUCGGUGCUUUCCAGGUCUGUCCAGGGGAUCCACUGUGCCACUCGGUCUUUGUAAACAGAAACAUACACAAUUCUUCUCUUUCUCAUUCUUCACAUGAUUACUUUAUUAUUAUUAUCAUCGUUAUAAUUUUUGUUGCAGUUAUUAUUUUCCAGUUUAAGGCACAUUAGCGGGCACCCUGGGGGAAUCGUUUUUCAUAUUUAGCAGACACUUUUAUCCAAAGCGACACACAAGUGAGGCAAAUAGCCCAUUGCAACAUACGUGCUGUUAAGAUGUCAACGAGGCAUGAUUGCAGCUAAGUUGAGCUUUGAAUAAAUGCUCAGGUAUAGAGUAAGCAGUAUUGGAACUGGAGCUACACAACAACCAUUAACAAAGGAAGAACCUAAUAAGACUAUCUGAAGGCCAGAAGUGCAACAAGAGGAUUCAAUGAACAAUGAGUCUAAUAGAGGAAUGUAACAGAUGGGUCUUCUUGAAGGGCGAGAGGGAGACUAAUGACUUAAUGUGGUUCAGCAGCUCAUUUCUCCAUUGGGGAAGCACACGAGUACCGUCUGGAGUCAAGGAGGAUCAAGACAGAUGACCGAGAUAGGGCUCCUGUGGCUCUAAGUGUAUCCAAAGAUGUGAGGAGGGCAGUCUGAGUCGAGUGCACAGGUCUGAAUCCAGUGAGAAAUUCAGAGAUGUGGCUGAGGACAGCAGGUUCCAGAGUUUAAGACAAGAAUGAGAGAAGGGAGCCUGGCCAAUAGCUAUCAGACUGAGAAGGAUCGAGUGAGGGAUUUUUCAGCAGUGGUGUAACUUGAGCCUGUGUAAGUCUGGCAGGGAAGGUGUUGGUGUAAAGGGAUGAGUUAAUCAAGUGGGUAUGUGGAAGGGUAAGUAUAGGAGAGAUGGCCUGGAGGACCUGGGAGGCGAUAGGAUCCAGGGCACAGGUGCUGGGCUGGUGAGGGAGAAGACUAGGCCUUAAGGAGGACAGUUAGGGCUUUAAGAUGACAUCACAUUUGCGUGGACGUGACCUUGCUGGCUCUUUCUGUCAAAUCAAUAGUAAAUAAUAAAAUCCCUGUAUCUCAGGAGGAUAUUAAAAAAAGUAACCUGGAAUGCAAAUUAAACAACAGACAUCCAGAGGAGUGCUAUUCAAAAUGCUCCUGAACUGGAAUCCAUGGGAAACUGAGCAUGGAUGUAUUUGCAAGAGCAGCCAUGUUCUGAAGAAGCACGGAUCUGGACCUUAUACCACGACGGGCUAAAUGAAAUCCAUUGUGUUCCACCUAAAUUCAGUUCUGCUCCUGUUGAAUAGUGCACUUGUCGUUCAAAUGGGACUGUUUAACUUUCUGUUCACAGACAUGGGAAAUGGGUCAAGUCACUUUUAACACUCUUUGUCCCUUAUUGUACUGACACAGAUGGAGUUGCACUUUCUUCAUGGAUCAGUACUUUUUAUUCUAGACAGUUGUGUAAUUCUUAGAGAGACUGGUGCACACUUGUUCCAUUGUUUGACAGCAUUGCUACACCACGUUUCAAUCUGGUUCGCACCGGAUUUCCUUCCUACACAUGAAACCAACUUAAAGAUCAGCACAAACUUCCAGCUGUUUAUGUGUCAGGUUGUGCUUUUUUACGGUGGCUAUUUACACACAGUUUUACAGAAAAAGUGAGUAAAUGAUCCCCUCACUUGAAAAGAGACUAAAAGGUUCUUUAAAAGGUCUUUGUCCAAAAACAUUACAAUUUUUAUCCAACCUACUUAAAGGCUACAACUGUAGGUUAUACAAUACAGAACAAUAAACUCUGCAAUACCCAAUAAAACAAAAUGUCAUAUUUUAAUAAAGGCAUAUAUGUUACAUGUAAAACAUUGUAAUAUAUUGUGAUGAAUGUGCUAUAAAAUGUAUCCAGCCAUUGUUUUUCUAAUGACUUAUACCAGUAGUUCUCAAACUGGUACACAUAUCAUACAUAUGUGGUACUCGGAGCGUGCCCAGGUGGUAUGCACUGAAAAGGUAGGAGUAAAAAAUUGAAAUCAAUGUAAAUUACUUUGUAAAAUUUUGUAUGUAAAAUUUUCAUAACACUUUCUAUGAAAGCCUUGUCUAUAGUAAUCUAUGAACACAUUCAUAACUCAGUGAAUUUUCAGGUACACCCCUAUCCUGGGGGGAGAGCAGUACAAACACCAGGACUUGUUAUUGUAUCCAAGCCUGCUGUCAUCACUCUCUCUUUUCCUGCGGAUCCUUUUAUAUGUGAUGCCUAUACUGACCUCAUCCCCGUUACACUCAGCCCCCCAGUAGCAGCGCCCAGUCAGAUGAGCCUGAAGUUGGCUACUUAUUUGCCAGCUUCUUAUUUGCAGGAUCCGUACCACCUUAAAUAGGGGAUGUUGUUUCAACAGAAUCCUGUAGAGGGCAGUGGAUAUGCUAAAUUGAAAGGUCCAAGAAUGUUUUAGGGUGUUUUCACAUAUAGUCCUCUUUUAAGGAUACAAAAUUGGUCUGACACCAUCCUACCUAAAAGACCUCAUCACACCCCGCACUGCACCACGAUCUCUCCGAUCCUCCGGCACUGCUCGACUGGUCCCACCACCGCUCAAGGCACAAGGAAGACACACAUCUCGGCUCUUCUCUGUCCUGGCACCUAGUUGGUGGAAUAAACUCCCCCUAGAUGUCCGAACAGCUGAAUCCUUGAAUGUCUUCAAGCGACAACUGAAAACAUUCCUUUUUAAGAGAUACCUGAAGUAGUAUUUCUGAUUUCUGUAUUCUUACUCAGCUAUUUUCCUUGUGUGUGUGUAUUAAAAAAAAUAAAUAAAAUUUUGCACUUUCUCAA
This is a messenger RNA of Brienomyrus brachyistius, 4258 nucleotides long. RefSeq names its product STEAP family member 2, metalloreductase (gene steap2). Bases 175 to 1206 code for a protein of 343 amino acids. Gene Ontology annotation, cellular component: plasma membrane; endosome. The transcript is spliced from 7 exons. Lineage: Eukaryota; Metazoa; Chordata; Actinopteri; Osteoglossiformes; Mormyridae. The record is from RefSeq and is a predicted model, not a curated record.